Molecule: messenger RNA, 1272 nt
Organism: Fusarium falciforme
Lineage: Eukaryota; Fungi; Ascomycota; Sordariomycetes; Hypocreales; Nectriaceae
Product: Zn(2)-C6 fungal-type domain-containing protein
Exons: 2
Coding region: 1-1272 (423 amino acids)
Biological process (GO): regulation of transcription by RNA polymerase II
Molecular function (GO): DNA-binding transcription activator activity, RNA polymerase II-specific; zinc ion binding
Source: RefSeq, a predicted model, not a curated record
AUGUCUCCGACGACGAUGAUUCUGGAUAAAGUCGACCAGCUAACAGCCGACAAGAGCCCAUGUCCCCGGGUCCGGCCCCGUCCCGAGGGCCGAUCGCGCCGGCGACAUCACAAAUCCAGAAGUGGCUGCCGGCCCUGUAAAGGCCGCCGGGUAAAGUGCGACGAGGCCCAUCCCGCCUGUAAUAACUGCACCAGGAGGGAAGUCGCUUGUGAAUAUUUUGACACCUGGCGCUGCUUGAUCGAUCGCCCGGGCGAAUCACCCAAGAUUCUCCCUCGACUAGACCAGAGCCGAGAUGGAUCUACAGUGUCACCGGCGCCCUCGACACAGACCGAUUCCUCGGGGAUCCCCAGCAGCUUAGCGCCAUCGCAAAAUCUCUUCCCCGAGGACGUUGGGGCCCCGGAAGACCGCUUGCUGGAUCUCCGUCUCUUCUGCCACUAUCUGGAGAUGACGACACGGUCGACAGACGUGCAAAUGUCCUGGGCUUUCUGGAUAGUGCAAGAAGCAUCACGAUCACCGCCCGUCAUGGACGCUCUCCUCGGUUUUUCAGCCUUCCAUCUGCGACGUCACCACAAGCACGAUGAGGCUCUGCGUGACGCCUCUCACAGGUUUAUGGCUCGCGCGAUACGACGCCACAGAGAGCAGCUCAGGGCGGGAUUUAACGACACCAACGCUGCGAGCAUCGUCGCGACCUGCGCCUUGGUGACUUUCCACUCAAGCGUGAACCAUUCAUUGCUAAGUCCAGAUGAUGGCGGCCACCGCCUACCUGUUCACUGGUUCCGCUCAUUUCACAUGACGAUGCAAGUCAUUCGGAUGGCACGUUUCUUCAGCUCAGACUCGGACCUCUGCCGAAGACUUGCAGGGAUUGACAGGCUCCAGCACGAGAUUAUGGAAAGGGAAGUCGGUGGCAAGUUCAACUUUCUCCUUGAAUAUAUUGAUCCGCUGGGUCCCUCAGACGAGGAAUCUCUGCUGGCCUAUGGCCAGACUGUGGCUUUGCUCUCGUCAUUCUACUGCAACUUGGAGCAUGCAACGCCCCUGCUCUUCUUCAUCACUGUGUCGCCUCGAUACGUUGACCUCUUGGCGGCCAAGGACCCCAGAGCGUUGGCCAUCCUAGGAUACUUUUUCAUGCUUGUAAAAAAGAGUCGACAAUUCUGGUGGUUAGACGGAGCCCCCGAGUCCGAGUUUGCUACCGUUAUGGCAUUAUUGCCGCAUCGAUGGAGGCAGGUGAUGGAUUGGGCAGUGCUGGAAUUUGCCCAGCAAGAGUCGUCGGCUUAG